This is a messenger RNA of Trichomonas vaginalis G3, 1269 nucleotides long. Its product is annotated as protein ubiquitination. Gene Ontology annotation, molecular function: protein binding. NCBI's taxonomy places the organism in Eukaryota, Parabasalia, Trichomonadida, Trichomonadidae. The transcript has a single exon. The record is from RefSeq and is a predicted model, not a curated record. The coding region runs from base 1 to 1269 and encodes 422 amino acids.
AUGUUUUCAAUUAGCCUUGAUGAUACUGUAAAAAGGUUUGCAGAGUUCUUAGAAUUGGAUGACAUCAUGAGUUUCCUUACGUUGGAUGAAUUAUGCGGCUCAAUUAGUAGGAUCAACUUUAAUAAUCAACUUGCUACAAAAUUUGUUUCAAAAGUAUUUGAUGAAUGCACUAAAAUUGAAAAAAAUAAGCUUCUUAGCUUAAUGAAAUUUUCUCCUGGUGACGAUGCCACUCAAAAUUUCAAAUUAUUCGAAUUAAUUCUAACCAGUUUAGAAAUUCCGAUAUUAAACACACUAUUUCAAUCGAUAAAAACACAGUUUAACACCAAAAAACAAGAACCUUCUCAACCGCCAUCUGUAAAAAGUGAAAAGAAGACGCCUUCAUCUGUUCGUUCAAAGGAACCCUUACAAUCAUCUGAUUAUGAAUUAUGUUUAUUGGUUGGUAUCGGCGAUGAAGCAGACCUUCGAAAAUAUAUAGAUUCACAUACUGAUAUUAAUUUUUAUUGUGAAACAGAUAAAAAAUUGACUCCAAUGAUGAUAGCAUGCAGAUUCGGACAUCUCAACAUUGUUAAAUUACUUUGCAGCUAUGGUGUUGAUAUAAAUAGACCUAAUUCGGAUGGAUAUAUCCCUCUUAUUUCAGUAAUUCAAGGCGAUAAUUUGGAAAUCAUCAAAUAUUUAUAUACUAUCAAUUUAAAAAUUCCAGAAAACAUAAAUGAAAAUAAAUUGGUAAACAUAGCUGCAAUUUAUAACUCUCUUAGAGUUAUGCAAUACUUUGUGGAUGAAUGGUAUAUGACAGUUGAUUAUGAAUGCUGUCUAUAUGCUGCUAGACAUUCCAAUGAAAUUAUGUUGAAUUAUUUAUGGAAUAAAUUUCCAGAAAUGCAGGAAACGAAGAAGGAAUGCUGUAUUGUAGCAGCUCAUUAUGGUAAUGUUAAAGCAAUUAACUUUUUUUACGAUUCAAAGUAUGUAGAUAUUAAUGCUACAGAUAGUAAAGGAAGGACAACAUUGAUGGAAGCUAUUAGAGCUAAUCAAAUAGAAACUGCAAAAUUAAUUAUUGAUAAAAAUUGUGAUGUCAAUAUAAAAUCAGUUAAAAACAAGGAUGCAUUGUUUUAUGCAGCAAGAAAUGGAGAUGUUAAUUUUCUUGAGUAUCUCAUAAUGAAAGGAGCAAUUAUUGAUGACAUUAAUAAGUUGAUAAAAGUGGCAGAAAAAGCUGAUAAAUCAAAAAUGGUAACAUUUUUUAAGUUGCAAAAUGAUUAUGCUAAGAAUUAUCAGUGA